Salvelinus sp. IW2-2015 is the source of this 5681-nucleotide messenger RNA. Lineage: Eukaryota; Metazoa; Chordata; Actinopteri; Salmoniformes; Salmonidae. The record is from RefSeq and is a predicted model, not a curated record.
GGCAGUCAUUCUCAGUGCCAAUGUGUGUGUGUGUGUGAGUGAGCCAGGGUAGCCAGGUAUGGGCGAGAGCGGAGAUGUCUCUGAGUGAGGGAGCACGAGAGAGACGUGAAGUUGUGAAGGAGUUAAAGAGAGGGAUUUUGGAAGGACGGAUAUAUUUGACACCUUACAUGGCGAACCUGAAGAAGUUUAUGGAGUAUGUACAGCAGAGGAACAUCGAAAAGGUGUCCAAGUUCCUGGAGAAAGGUCUGGACCCCAACUUCCACGACCCUGAAUCGGGAGAAUGUCCUCUGACCAUGGCGUCUCAGCUGGAGGGCUGUGCAGACCUCAUCAAGGUGCUGAAGAGUGGAGGAGCUCACCUGGACUUCAGGACCCGAGACGGCAUCACUGCACUGCACAAGUCUGUCCGCACCAAGAACCAUACGGCCCUCAUAACGUUGCUGGACCUGGGUGCGUCUCCUGACUAUAAGGACAGUCGGGGGUUAAGUCCGCUUUAUCACAGCUCUAUGGUAGGAGGAGACCCCUACUGCUGUGAACUUCUGCUCCACGACCACGCUCAGGUGGGCUGUGUGGACGAGAACGGUUGGCAGGAGAUACACCAGGCAUGCCGUCAUGGUCAUGUUCAGCACUUGGAGCACCUGCUGUUUUACGGAGCCGACAUGACUGCUCAGAACGCCUCUGGAAACACCGCCCUUCACGUCUGUGCCCUCUACAACCAGGAUAGCUGUACCAGAGUUCUACUGUUUCGGGGAGCGAAUAAAGAGAUCAAGAACUACAACAGCCAGACAGCCUUUCAGGUGGCCAUUAUAGCAGGAAACUUUGAUCUGGCUGAAAUCAUCAAGAUCCACAAAGUGUCAGACGUUGUGCCUUUCAGGGAGACCCCCUCCUACACCAACCGUAGACGUGUGUUGGUGGGAGGACUGCCCUCGCCCCGCUCCCUGCUGCGCUCCGCUAGCGACAACAACCUCAAUGGGGACAGCAGUCAAGGUCUGGGUCAAGGUCUGGGGCAGGGUCAUGGUCGACAGGGUCAGUCUCCUGUCCCCUCUCUGAGGAGCCUGCCUGCACUGGGACAACACCAACAACACGCUAGCCUGGGGGAGACUCGUCAUGGAGAGAUGCCAGACAGCAGUCUCCAGAGCACAGGCAGCUCUCGCUCCUCCCACUCCCGCUCUCCCUCGCUACACAGUCAUCUGCAUGAGGGCGAUCAGGGCAUCAGGAAGACACACGGACACCCUCUAGGACACGUCCCUCGAGGACGGCUCAGCCCGGGUACGGUGCAGCGGGACCCCAGUCCCCCCACCCACACCCCUCCUGCCAUUGCCGGUGCCAGCGGGCCCAAGCGGAAACUCUACAGCGCCGUACCGGGACGUACCUUCAUCGUGGUCAAACCAUACACGCCACAGGGUGAGGGAGAGAUCCAGCUGAACCGUGGAGAGAGAGUGAAAGUGUUGAGUAUAGGAGAAGGAGGUUUCUGGGAGGGCACGGUCAAAGGGAGAACAGGCUGGUUCCCUGCCGACUGUGUGGAAGAAGUUCAGAUGAGACAGUAUGACCCUCGGCUAGAGACAAGAGAGGACCGCACCAAGAGACUGUUCAGACACUACACUGUGGGAUCUUACGACAACGUCACCUCAAUACAGUGCCAUUCUGAUUACAUCAUAGAGGAGAAGAAUGCUAUGCUGCAGAAGAAAGAAAACGAAGGCUUCGGCUUCGUACUGCGGGGAGCCAAAGCUGAGACGCCUAUUGAGGAGUUCACCCCAACACCUGCAUUCCCUGCCCUCCAGUACCUGGAGUCUGUUGACGUGGAGGGAGUGGCCUGGAGGGCUGGGCUUAGGACAGGAGACUUCCUCAUAGAGGUGCACGGAGUGAACGUGGUGAAGGUGGGCCAUAAGCAGGUGGUGUCUCUGAUCAGACAGGGGGGCAACAGCCUGCUGAUGAAGGUGGUCUCUGUCACACGCAAACCUGAGUCCGAGGACGUGGUCCGCAAGAAAGCUCCCCCGCCACCCAAGAGAGCCCCCAGCACCACUUUGACACUGCGCUCCAAGUCUAUGACCGCCGAACUGGAGGAACUGGCUUCCGUCCGGAGGAGGAGAGGAGAAACGCUAGAUGAGAUGCUAGUGCCUCAGGAGCCUGUGACGUUACGUUCCCAGCCCACAGAGGCAGACUACAGAGCUGCUACUGUCAAACAGAGACCUACCGGCAGGAGAAUCACACAAUCAGAGAUCAGUUCGUUGUUUGAGAGGCAGGGCAUGGCAUUACAUGGUGGGCUCCACCCAAGGAUGGAGAGGGCUCAUAUGCAGCUGCCUAGAGGGAUGUCCAGGACCAAGUCAUUCGGUGCGACUGAGGAGGACCGUCUGUCGGUGUUGGCUGGAGAACACCGUUUCCCCCGGAGCUCCUCCAUGACGGACAGCCUCAGAGACCACUCCCACUCCCAUUCUAUCCCGCCCCCUCCCCAGACCGCACCUCCUCCUCCCCCUUCCCUCUACUACCUGGACACUGGCCCUCCUCCUGCUUUCUGCCCCCCUCCUCCCCCUGCCAGGGGUCAUGGUCAGGGUCAUGACCCUGCAGGUCGUUCCAGCUUCAAGCCCUCCUCCCUGGACCUGGACCGGCCCUACGACCCAUCGCCCCGCCAGUCCUCCCAUCUCGAACGCCAGAAGAAGACAAGGUCAAUGAUUAUUCUACAAGACUCCUCCCACUUACCCGUGGAGCCCUCCGACAUCCCCCGACCCUCUGCCUCCGCUACACCACCCGAGCGAAUUAAAAGGAAAGGACGGGUGAUUGACAACCCGUACGCCAAUGUGGGCCAGUUUAGUAUUGGGUUGUACACGCCCACCAAGCCCCAGCGCAAGAAGAGCCCUCUGGUGAAACAGCUACAGGUAGAGGACGCUCAGGAGAGAGCCAGCAUCGCCUUGGCUGCCGCCCACUCCCGAGAGCCCUCCCCCUCAGGUCGACACCCACACACCCACGGCCACACACACACCAGCCGGGCCGACUACUACCAGCAGCAGCUGAUGGUGGAGCGCGAGCGUAUGCGUCUCCAGGGAGAGGCCCUGCUACAGGGGAAAGGUCCGUUCGCUGCCGCUAUCGCCGGCGCUGUGAAGGACCGAGAGCGCCGUCUAGAGGAACGGAGGAAAUCAACAGUCUUCCUGUCGGUGGGGACCAUGGAGGGGGGGUCUGGGUCUGUCCCUGAGGCCCCCUCCUACACCACAUCUCGCUCCAUCGAUGAGCGCCUGCUCAGCAGAGAACUAGGCCAGCUGCCACCCCCCGCCCUGGCCCUGCGCCCCUCACCUGGCGGCACUACCUUCAUCCACCCACUCACAGGGAAGCCCCUGGACCCUAACUCACCCCUUGCUCUUGCGCUGGCCGCAAGGGAGCGGGCACUUACCUCCCAGAGCCAGUCCCCUGCCAGCAGCCCUGAGCCCAGGACUAAACAGGACAGGGCUGGUGUUGGAGGUCAGGGGGCUUCGCUUUUCAUCGAAAGCCAGACCAAAGAGCCUCAGCAUGGGGGCGGGAGGCCGGGGUCGCCCCAGGCUGGUAAAUCCCAGUGGGCAGUGUCAUCACCCGCCUUGCUUCGCCAGGAGAUGGAGGGAAGAGGGGAGGAGAGGAAGGAGGAGAGGAGAACGGAAGAUAAGAAGAGUAUGUUGAUCAGUAUCAUGGACACAUCACAACAGAAGACAGCUGGACUAAUCAUGGUCCAUGCCACCAGUAAUGGCCAGGCGGUGGGGCUGGGACCAGGGCUGGAGCAAACCCCCACCUCCCCAGCCACUGAGCCCAGUAAACCCUCCCUCAGUCGGGCUCUGUCGCCCAGCCCCUCUGCCUCUCAGCCCCAGGCCCAGGGCCCUUCCAGCCCAGCCCAGGCUCCCCUGGCCCAGGGCAGUUCAGAGGAAGACGUGGAGCCCUACACAGUGAGCCUACCUCCAGCCAUGUUGUCCUCCAGUGAUGAAGAGACCAGAGAGGAGCUGAAGAAGAUCGGGGUGCUCCCACCUCCAGAUGAGUUUUCCAACGGGUUGUUGGCCAAUUCACAAGCCCAAGCCCAUGGGACCCCUGUACCCCAGUCUAAAUCCACCACUUCCCCUACAACCCCUACUCUCCUCACCCCUUCCACCACCACCCCAAACCCCAGCCUGACCCCCACCUCCAGCCUGACCCCCACCCAACCCCAGGGCCCUCCCCUCCAGCCUACUCCCGGAGGAGCAGUCAUCUCAGGGAAACCCUCAUACCCGGACCAGCCCCAUCCUCCAGCCCUGCUGGCUGAGUCUGGUUCAGCAGCAGACUCUGGUGUGGAGGAGGCAGACACACGCAGCUCCAGUGAGAGAGAGCGAGACCACCAUCUGGAGACCACUAGCACUGUGUCCACCGUCUCCAGCAUGUCCACUCUGUCCUCAGAGAGUGGCGAACCCGCUGACACACACACAUCCUACGCCGACGGGCAGACCUUCGUGCUCGACAAGCCGCCAGUGCCUCCCAAGCCCCGGCUCAAGUCUCACAUUGGAGGCAGUAAAGGCCCGGUCACCUUCAGGGACCCGCUGCUGAAGCAGAGCUCUGACAGCGAGCUGUUAUCCCAGCAGCAGGCGGCUGCUCUAGCCGCAGCAGCUGCCGGAGGGGCAGGGCUGGGGCAUGGAGGCCUAGGGUCUGGAGGCCUGGGGCAUGGAGGCCUCGGGUCUGGAGGCCUGGGGCAUGGAGGCCUCGGGUCUGGAGGCCUUGGGCAUGGAGGCCUCGGGUCUGGAGGCCUAGGGUCAGGCUCUAUAUCUGGCCUGGUGGGAGGCCCCGGGAGGCCCCGCUACCUUUUCCAGAGGAGGUCCAAGCUGUGGGGGGACCAGAUGGAGGCGCGAGGACCCGGGGUGGGGUUAGGGAUGGGGAGUCUGGGAAGUCUAGGGGGGUUGGGGUUGGGGCUGGGGGGUGAGGAGGGGGGGAAACCAUCGGUGAUGGGGGAACUAAGUUCCAGAUUGCAGCAGCUGAAUAAGGAUACCAGGUCCCUGGGGGAGGAGGAGCCACUGGGGUCAUCGCUGGACCCUGGGAGGAAGUCCCCUGUGACAGGCGCCAGACUUUUCAGCAGUCUAGGAGAGCUCCACACCAUUUCCCAGAGAAGCUACGGCACCACCUACACCAUUCGGCCUGGCAGCCGCUUUCCCGUUACACGCCGCACUCCAAGCCCUGGCUCGGGCUCCCCGGAUCGGGGUGACCCCCUCAGUCGACUCCCAGGCUUCGGCCUACCCACCUCACCCACCACGCCGCACCACACCAUCCUCAAGUCGUCCAGCCUCAGCCUGCACCAUGAGCCCAAAGAGGUACGCUUCGUUAUGAGGAGCUCCAGCGCCCGGUCCCGCUCCCCCUCCCCGUCCCCUUGUCACUCCCCCGGGCUGGGCUCGCCCCUCCUGGCCCUCAGGCCAUUCCACCAGAAGCCCCUCCACCUGUGGAACAAGUACGACGUUGGAGACUGGCUGGAGAGCAUCAACCUGGGGGAGCACAGGGCUGGCUUUCAGGAGCAUGAGAUCGAGGGCUCGCACCUCCCGGCACUCACCAAGGACGACUUCGCUGAGCUGGGGGUGACGCGCGUGGGACACCGCAUGAACAUCGAACGAGCACUUAAACAACUGCUGGAGAGCUGACCCCUGCAAUGAGAGAGAGAGGGAGAUAGAGAGGGAGAGAAAGAAAGGGAGAUGGAGAGAGAUAGAGAGAUGGGGAGA